CGUUGUGCGUGAAUGAGUGCUCGCAUUGCAAACACUCCUUAUUUGUAAAGUAAUUGCAAUUCAUUUGAUUGAAAACAAUAGACUUUGCGUUCAUUGAGACCUAAAUCGCGACCAAAUGUCUGUUCAGUCCCUCCUUUCGGUGUCCGGGAGUCGAGUGUCGGGAAACUCCGUCCGCACCCAAAACGUGAUGGCCGCGUCCGCCAUCGCCAACGUCGUCAAGUCGUCGUUAGGACCGAUCGGUUUGGAUAAGAUGCUCGUCGACGACAUCGGAGACGUGACGAUCACGAACGACGGCGCGACCAUUCUGUCGCUCCUGGAGGUGGAGCACCCGGCCGGCAAGAUUCUCGUCGAUUUGGCGCAACUCCAGGACCAGGAAGUGGGCGACGGAACCACUUCUGUCGUGAUGAUUGCGGCGGAACUGUUGCGCAAUGCGGACGAAUUGGUGCAGAACCGCAUUCACCCGACUUCCGUCAUUUCCGGCUAUCGUCUCGCGUGCAAAGAGGCCGUCAAAUACAUCAACGAAAACCUCGUGAUCGCCACCGAAACGCUCGGCAAAGAUUGCGUCAUUAACGCCGCGAAGACGUCGCUCUCGUCCAAACUCAUCGGUUCCGACGCCGACUUCUUCGCCGCGAUGGUCGUGGAGGCGGCGAACAUAGUGCGCGUUCCCGACGGAAAGGGAGGCUUCAGUUUCCCGAUUAAAGCGAUUCGAGUGCUCAAAGCGAACGGAAAGUCGACGCGAGAGUCGCUUCUCGUCAACGGCUUUGCCCUCAACUGCGUGAUCGCCACUCAAGGCAUGUAUUCGGACAGAAUGCCGAAACAGGUGAAGGGCGCGAAGAUCGCGUGUCUCGACUUCUCGCUGCAGAAGGCGAAGAUGAAGCUCGGCGUACAGGUGCUCGUGACGGACCCCGAGAACCUGGAGGGCAUUCGGCAACGCGAGAACGACAUCAUGAAGGAGCGCCUGCAGAAGAUCAUCGCCGCCGGCGCCAACGUCAUCCUCACCACCGGAUCUGUGGACGAGUUGUGUCAGAAGUACUGCGUGGAGGCGGGAGUGAUGGCAGUGCGCAGAUGCCGCCGCCUCGACCUCAAGCGCAUCGCAAAGUCCACGGGCGCGCAACUCCUCCUCUCAUUGGCCAAUAUGGACGGCGACGAGUCGUUCGACGCCUCGAUGUUGGGCGACGCCGAGGAAGUGGUUCAACAGCGCGUUUGCGACGACGAACUCAUUCUCGUCAAGGGCACUCGGAACGGGAACUCGGCGUCCAUUAUCCUGCGCGGCGCCAACGAGUACUUCCUCGACGAAAUGGAGCGCUCGCUCCACGACUCCCUCUGUGUCGUGAAACGCGUGCUCGAGAGCAAGAAAGUGGUGGCCGGCGGCGGCGCAGUGGAGGCCGCGCUGUCCGUCUACUUGGAGACAUUCGCGACAACCAUCGCGUCGCGCGAACAGCUGGCCAUCGCGGAGUUCGCGCGCUCUCUGCUCGUCAUUCCCAAGACUCUUGCGGUGAACGCGGCGAAGGACGCGACGGAUCUCGUGGCCAAACUGCGCGCGUAUCACAACUCCGCGCAACAGAAGGCCGAACACAAGCACUUGAAAUACGUGGGACUGGAUCUCGUGGAGGGCGUCGUCCGCGACAACCUGAAGGCCGGCGUUCUCGAGCCGUCCGUCUCGAAGAUCAAGGCCUUGAAGUUCGCGACCGAAGCCGCCAUAACUAUCCUCCGAAUCGACGACUUAAUCAAACUUCAGGCGCAAAGAGAUGACCACAACUACGGCGGCGGCGGUUGCUAUGGCGACGAUUGA
This is a messenger RNA of Oppiella nova, 1792 nucleotides long. Lineage: Eukaryota; Metazoa; Arthropoda; Arachnida; Sarcoptiformes; Oppiidae. The record is from the annotation of a GenBank genome assembly.